GUUUGUUGUUUUUUUUUCUCUGAGCUCAGUCAGCAUUUUUAGUCGGCUUGUUCAGUCGUCGAGUGGUGCAGUGGAAGAAAAUAAUCAUUCUCGUUGGAAUCAUAUUUUUUCUGCAGUUUGUGAAGUGUGCGGUAUUCGAAAUUCAACAGUGACAUUCUUCCAGUCCAGCACAUAAUCGUUCGUAGUAGCGAAUUCCCUUUCGCCGCCCGCCACUAUGAGGCGAUUCGAGUUGACGGCGCUGUUGUUGGCCUUGUGUCUUGUUGUGGUCACGAGCAUGAGCGGAGUCCAUGCCCAGGAUGAUGAUUUGGUGGACGAUAGUGCGAGUGAGGACUUCGACGAGGAUGAUGAGGAUCUGCUGCGUCAAAUCGAGGCUCAGCAUGUGCAACGCGAAUUCGAGAAGGAAGAUCAAAUGGCCCGAGAGUUGGCCGCGAAGAUUGCUGCCGAAAGCUACAACUUCCCGGAUGGCAUUGUGAAUGCUCCCCGGUUGGUGGAUCCGUGCAAGGAAAUUCGUUGCGGUGCCGGUCGGAUUUGUCAGGCCGAUGGUUCCGAUGCCAAGUGUGUCUGCAUUCCGGAGUGCCCGGAAGAAUUUGACUCUAGAAGAAAAGUCUGUACCAAUUUGAACGAGACUUGGGAAUCGGCUUGCGAGGUUCAUCGGCAGAGGUGCUUAUGUAACACGGAUGAUCCACGUUGCCGCGGGGAGGAGGUGAAACACGUGCACAUCAACUAUUACGGUCGGUGUCGAGACAUUCCGGAGUGCUCUGAAAAUGAUUUGUCAGAUUUCCCGCGCCGUAUGCGCGAUUGGUUGUUCAACGUGAUGCGUGACUUGGCCGGUCGGAACGAACUUCCAGAUGCUUACUUGGAGCUAGAGCAUGAGGCUGAAAAUAACAUGACCAAACGGUGGACCAACGCUGCCAUCUGGAAGUGGUGCGAUUUGGACAGUCAUCCGAAUGACAACUCCGUAUCUCUGCACGAGCUGUUCCCCAUCCGUGCCCCGCUGAUGGCCUUGGAGCACUGUAUCGCACCGUUCUUGGAGAGUUGUGAUCCCAACCAUGAUCACAGGAUUUCCCUACAGGAAUGGGGCAACUGCUUGGAGCUGGAGGAGGAUGACCUCACCGCUCGUUGUGCGAAAAUUAAAAAGGAAGAUGAGUACGAAAAACUUGAGCUUGAGUUAGCAGAAAACUAAAGCAGGUUCGAUGUUUAUUUACUAUAAAUUUCCAAAGCCCUAGUUUAAAAGUUUAAAAGCGCGGUUGUUGCAAAAAAAAUAAUACUCUGUUUCAUUAACGAAAACAACCUGAACGACGAGAUUCUUAUCCAACUAACUCUCUACGUGCGCCUAUUAAAUAAGAGUGUAUUGCUUAGAGCUUAUUUUUGUGCAAAGAAUAAAGUCUUCAUAAGUAACUGGUAAAAAUAAAGUAAAUCUUUACACACAA
This is a messenger RNA of Malaya genurostris, 1430 nucleotides long. It is a transcript of the gene SPARC, whose product is annotated as SPARC. NCBI's taxonomy places the organism in Eukaryota, Metazoa, Arthropoda, Insecta, Diptera, Culicidae. The coding region runs from base 215 to 1183 and encodes 322 amino acids. Gene Ontology annotation, molecular function: extracellular matrix binding; calcium ion binding; collagen binding. The record is from RefSeq and is a predicted model, not a curated record. The transcript is spliced from 4 exons. Gene Ontology annotation, biological process: anatomical structure development.